Molecule: messenger RNA, 1028 nt
Organism: Oryctolagus cuniculus (rabbit)
Lineage: Eukaryota; Metazoa; Chordata; Mammalia; Lagomorpha; Leporidae
Gene: CLMB
Product: calcimembrin
Source: RefSeq, a predicted model, not a curated record
AUGGUGGAGCCGCCCCUCCCCACAGCAGGGCCCUGCAUGGGGGGAGUCCGGGCGCCCCGUGUCGCCACCCCGGGCCGAGGGGCUCGCGGCGGAGAGCCGGCCAAGCCACGGCCCAAACUUUUCCCGGCUCCCCCAGGGCGGGUAGGGGCGUGCGCGCGGCUCGGGGCGGGCGGCCGGGCAGGCGGGGCGGGGCGGGCAGGCGCGGCGCCGCCCUCCAGGUGCGGGGCGGGGGCCGGAGGCGGGCGCGCGGCGGCGGCGGCGGCCCGGGAGUGCCGGCCGGGCCAUGACCCCCGCUGCUCUCUCUCGCAGGCUCGUCGCCGCGGCCCCCAGCGCCCGGCCGCCGGCCCCGCCACCAGCGCCCGGCCAGGCCCCGUGCGCCCCGUGCGCGGCUCGGCUGUGAGCCCACAGGAAGCGGCCUGCAGAGCUGCCGACAUGGGGCUGAAGCUGUCCUGCCUGACAGGGUUUAAAAUGUGUGUCAGCAGCGCCGGCAGCAGCCACGACCAGGCCCCCGUCCUGAGCGACAAGCACCUGGACGUGCCCGACAUCAUCAUCACGCCCCCCACCCCCACGGGCGUGCUGCUGCCCCGGGACUCGAGGCCGACAGUCUGGCUGGACGAGACAGGUUCAGGCCCGGAUGACGGAGACAUCGACCCCGAAGCUUGAGGGGAGCCAGCUGCCGGCCACCAGUUUGGCUCCUGCUCCAGGCAUCCGGGGUCCCGGCUGCCUGGGACCCUGCGCUGGGCACCGCGAGGCACGGCGGGAGGCCUGGCCCCGUCCGUAGACCUCCGUUCCACGUUCCGGCUGACCCCAGCUGAAGAAGAAGAGGAGAGGGCACUGCCCGGCGGGUGAGGGCUGCCCUGGACGAGCAGGCGGGCGUGGGACCCGCCCCGAGGCCAGCAGCGACGCGGACUUCUCCGUGAGGAGCGGCGCGGGUUUUGCCGCGCUGUCUCACCGACACCGAGACGUGACCUCCAGCAAAGUGACCUCCAAAUCCUCUUUUGCACUCUGAAUAAAGACUCCGUUACGAA